This is a messenger RNA of Notolabrus celidotus (New Zealand spotty), 1659 nucleotides long. RefSeq lists its product as uncharacterized. The record is from RefSeq and is a predicted model, not a curated record. Lineage: Eukaryota; Metazoa; Chordata; Actinopteri; Labriformes; Labridae. Gene Ontology annotation, cellular component: external side of plasma membrane. Gene Ontology annotation, biological process: T cell costimulation; cellular response to lipopolysaccharide; negative regulation of T cell proliferation. The transcript has 11 exons. Bases 268 to 1347 code for a protein of 359 amino acids.
CACAGAAACAACAUGUCAGCCGAGGCCAGCUUCUUAAAGCCACGUCCAUCAAUCCAUCAUUUGAAGUCCAUUAAAUCAGUGUGAAUAUCUCCCACAGCACCUGAAGGCAGCAUUCGGUACCACGAGAUUUAACGCCUGCCCUGUAACGGGAGAGCUGACAGCACCGGAGGCACCUGCAGUUAUUUUAAACACAGAGAGCUCAGAGGAUCUUUAACCUGGACUUUUGUACGCAGGUCGGACCCUGAACGCAGCAUUCUGAGAGAGGACAUGAUGUCUCCAUGGUGUGUCCUACUGAUGUGUGUGUGUCUGCAGAGUGGACCGGUCUGCAGGGCCGUUCCUGAAGUGCAGACACUGAACCUCAGAGUGCAGUACGGGGAGAUGGCCAUCUUGCCCUGUAAUGGCUCCGCCUACCUCGGGGAGGAAGGGAACGUCUACUGGGAGACGAGCCUUGGGGUGGAGGUGGCGAGUCUGAGGAUAGGGGAGGAAACAGAGGGAGAACGUACAGAGUUUGUGGCGGAGCUGCCAUCAGAGAUGGAGCUGCCGUCAGAGGAGCAGAUCCAGAGAGGAGACUGGUCUCUGAGGAUUCGUAGCACCAAGCUGCUGGACUCGGCGACGUAUCAGUGCAUCUGGGAGGGACAGAGACCGGGCAUUGUGUCCACAGUGUGGCUCUCAGUGAAAGAGCCCCCUACUGAGCGCCACCUGCUGAGCUCUGAAGGUGAAACGGUGACGAUGAAGUGCUUCCUGCAGAUCUCCUGGAGCCAGUUCCACAGCGGUGUGGAGAGCUGGUGGACCAGGGACGGAGAGCGUCUGUUGCAGGCAUGGCCGGAGGCCACUCCCUCUUCAGACAGCCUGUUACGUUUCUCGACCCCGUUCGUCUCCGUGGAGGAACAUCAUCUCCAGAUCAGCCCCACGCUGCGGACUGACGGCGGAGAGUAUCGCUGCUGGUACAGAAUCGGGGACUCAGAGUCUCCUCGGACGGGCUCACCGAACAGAAUCACGCUGACCAUACUGGACACGGUCUCUGCAGGGCCGGACGCCGAGCUCUUGACUGUGUCUCGUUCAGGGUCGGACGCCGAGCUCUCGACUGUGCCUCCUGAAGAAGAGGACAGCGUCUCGUCCACUCCUGAUGUUGUUCCUGUGUUUCUGGAAGAUUCCACUCAGCCAUCUCAAGAGACGACAGAGUCACAGCCAAUGGAAGCCCUCAAGGAGACGAUGACAUCACUCCCAGGAGGUGAAGAGUCCGUGCUGCAGGAAGAGGUGCCGUGGAUUCGGAUCGGGCUGAUCGCUGGAGUCUUAGUAGUCACGGCGCUCGUCCUGAGCGUCCUGAAAGCUCUGCAGAGAAUUUAACAGUAGAAGAAGAAGAAGAAAACAUGGACUCUCUCUCUCUUUCCGGCAACAUCUUCAUACUCACACACUUCACAAAGACUGAACGAGGAACUCACUGCUUUAAAAGAGACGAUUCUGGACCCUACCAGAACAUGGAGACCUCCUCCUGGUUCAGAUGAGUCUAUGGAGACCUCCUCCUGGUUCAGAUGAGUCUAUGGAGACUUCCUCCUGGUUCAGAUGAGUCUAUGGAGACCUCCUCCUGGUUCAGAUGGUUCUGUUGUUUUUCCUCGUUGUUCAUAAAAUUGUAGCUUUUUGGUCUACCAUUUAAGUCUU